Messenger RNA from Kwoniella botswanensis, 696 nucleotides. RefSeq lists its product as uncharacterized. The record is from RefSeq and is a predicted model, not a curated record. The transcript has 3 exons. Lineage: Eukaryota; Fungi; Basidiomycota; Tremellomycetes; Tremellales; Cryptococcaceae. The coding region runs from base 1 to 696 and encodes 231 amino acids.
AUGCCUGAACGACCUCGUCUUCACUUAGAUUUCAACUCACCUGUUACCCCACCACCAAUCUACUCGCCAUACUUUACCCCUACCUCACCUCCUUCGUCAUUCACUUCCACACCUACUCGAAGAUCCUCCACGUCAAGUACUUCAAGCUCGUUCGAUAGUCCUAAGACGCCCAGUACGCCGAGAAUCAUCAUGGGAGCUAUGGUAUUUACCCCCGAACCGAAAACGAUCAAUGGGAAUGCGAUAGGGGAGGGGGAUGAAAGUGAUUGUGAAGAGGGGGAGAUGAGUUUAGAAGUUCCAGGGAUAGUAUUGACCGAACCACCUCGUCCACCUUCCCCUCGAUUACCUACCCCACCACCUAAACAGGUGGUCCUCCUCGCUCCAUGUUCCUUACCACUCCCCUCCCAACAACUGACAUCGAUGUCAUCUUCGAAAGAUUCCAAAAUCAAGACACCUCUCUCCUUCUCCAGUUGUCAGCAAAGUCAAGGUGGUAAACCUCAAUUCUCCAAUACGUUCCUCAAGUUACUUGGUCAUCCUCAUUCUCAACCUUCUUCCAAUGCUGGUAGUAAGACGAAGCGAAGUUCGUUGAAGAUGAUACUUCUGUUGAGUGUUAUGAUUUUGGGGGUAUGGCAUUUAUGGAGCACGUUGGAGGUGGGAUUGACCAUCGGCUUAGUAGAGGAAGCUUCUUUGAUCUUAUAA